GUAUUUAUAUUGAUGUUUUCGUAUUUUACCCAUGAUCCAAUGAACGAAGGCGUGACUGACAGACGAAAAUGGCCGACUUCGGUGAACCCAUUUCGGAUAAGCAAAAGGUGGCCAUUGCCUCAGAUUUUAUUAGACAUGCACCUCCAGGGGAAUUUAAUGAGGUUUUUAAUGAUGUAAGAAUUCUGCUUAAUGAUGAUGAUUUACUAAAGGAGGGUGCCUCAGGGUCAUUUGCCCAGUACAACAAAGAUCAGUUCACUCCAUGUAAAAUCAAUGGAUCAGAAGAAUUAGUUUUAAUAACAGAACAUGGAGAUUUAGGGGGAAGUAGAUUUCUAGAUCCCAGGACCAAGCAGUCUUUCAAAUAUGACCACUUGCGAAAAGAGGCUAGUGAUGUCCAGCCGGCUAAGGCUGACCCUGCGGCCGAACCCUGGCGGUCAGCGGUCGAGUCCUCACUCACCUCGUACCGAGACCAGCACUAUAAACAGGGGGUGGUGACCGUCUAUGGCAACAGCUCAGGGGGGAAUGUCACUAUUAUCGGCUGCAUUGAGAGUCAUCAGUACCAACCCAAAAACUUCUGGAAUGGAAGAUUGAGGUCACAAUGGUCCGUUACAUUCCCAGAAUCAGGGGGUGGGAAGGCUGAACUGACAGGGGUUAUAAAAGUUCAGGUACAUUACUAUGAGGAUGGAAAUGUACAGUUAGUCACAUCUAAAGAAGUUAAACAGACCUUGAACAUCUCGAAACAUGAAAAAAAAUCAACAAAAGCUGAAGAACAGACAGCAAAAGAAUUUGCCAAGAUCGUUUCUGAAGCUGAAUCUGACUACCAGAAAGCCAUUGGAGAGAAUUACAUGACGAUGUCCGACACGACCUUCAAGGCUCUACGACGACAACUUCCUGUCACCAGAACAAAAAUAGACUGGAACAAAAUUAUAGGUUAUAAAAUUGGAAGCGAGUUGAAGAAUGCAUGAGAAGACGUGAGUGAAACUAAAAGCCAUUAUUCCAGUGUGAUGAAAAUCCAUCUGUGAAGAUUUUUUUUUCAUGGGACUUCCGACAUUUAUACAAGUGACCUGUCGUUUGUAUAAAAGUGCUUUAUGGUAUGGAUGUAGAUAUUCAUGAUUUAAAAUUAAAAAAGAAGAGGAAAUAUUAUUUCUGUACAUUCUACUAUGAUCAUGUAUGCCGCAGUUAUUUGCAUUUACAUUUGAUUUUUUUUCUCUCUCUCUCUCGGUUCAGAUUUCCUUAUGUAGAAUCCUGGUGUAGAAUCUUGUGGCUAGAGGAAUUUCUGUUAAUGAAAUUAAUUUGUUUGGUUGCUGUUAAUUAUUUUUUUUCUUAAUUAAAGAGUGUCAAAUGAUGAUGAGAAGAUUUAUUCAUGUGCAAUAUUUUUAGCCAACAACAUUUUUGUAUCGGUAUCAAGUUUAUAAUUUUGACAUAGUUUGUAAAUUUUAAUGUGAUUACAGUUUGUAAAUUUUAAUGUGAUUACUUGGGAAAAGAAUCCAUUAUUGAUAUGUACAUGUAUGCAUAUUUAUACACUUUUCAUACACAAGUAUAAUUUUUUUUUUCACAAUGAAAUUACCUCCAAAAUUUGGAAAUAUGUAUACAUUUGAAGGUAAUUAUCAAUAAACAAUGCGUAUUAAGCAAGGCAUCAUAGGAACCUACCAUGUAUUAAAAAUAUAUUUUGGAAAGUUGAAGAUUUUUCUUUUGAAUUUACACUAAGCUUUUCGUUCAAGAUUACUUCCAUCAAAAACCGAUUACAAAAAAUUAAUCAUUUAAAAUAGUAUUAUACUUAGUAUUUUCAGAUUAAGUCCCAUAGAAAUUUCUUUGAUCCUCAGGAAUUUCACAUUGAAAAAAAAAUUAAAAUGAUUUUUUUCAGUACCUAAAUUCUUUUUGUUAAGAAAGAAGUUUGUAUACAUGCUAUAGGUAACAAAAUGGAUGCCAUAAUAAUGGGAGUCUCAGAUAGUGUAAGCUAUUUAUAGCAUUGUCUCUUAGGCCUACUGUUUACAGAACCAAUGUCCCUUGUACUAUAAUGCUAUGAUCGUAUAAUGUAUAUGACUUCUGUAUGAAUAUAAAAAUCUAACACAA
This is a messenger RNA of Saccostrea cuccullata (small rock oyster), 2070 nucleotides long. RefSeq names its product F-actin-capping protein subunit alpha-1-like. Gene Ontology annotation, cellular component: actin cortical patch; F-actin capping protein complex. The transcript is spliced from 11 exons. Gene Ontology annotation, molecular function: actin filament binding. Bases 69 to 962 code for a protein of 297 amino acids. Gene Ontology annotation, biological process: actin cytoskeleton organization; barbed-end actin filament capping. The record is from RefSeq and is a predicted model, not a curated record. NCBI's taxonomy places the organism in Eukaryota, Metazoa, Mollusca, Bivalvia, Ostreida, Ostreidae.